AUGAACAAUUUAAAGACUAAAAAUAUUAACGAAUCCGCAUGCGGACAUGUUUUUAAUAAAGGCUCCAACGAGAUUCGAACUCGUGACCCCUUCCUAACUCUUCCUUUACUAGGGAAGAACAGAGAUGAUUGUAGUAUUUUAAAAGUAGUUUCAAGUCAACCUUCGUUUAGAUUAUCAAACUAUGGUGCAGAUAUACCGGGUUGUGGACCACCUGGCAGUACACCUUGUAAGACACUAUCCUAUAUCUCCAAGGUGGUUCAUACACAGCCGCGAUCUUCAACCUACUCGAAAUGUGAUUCCUUUACGGCACCGUGUCAGCCGGUCGUUGUCUAUCUCGAAGAUCAGAUCUAUACAGACCCAGGAAAUUUCAACCUAACCAUAAUCAACCAACAAAUCUGGUUAAUCGGUAAAUCAAUGAAUACAACCAUAUUCGAUUGUCAAAAUAAUAAAUCAUUUUUAGCAUUGUCAAAUUCAUCAUUUGUAAGAUUAACAGAUGUAACUAUUCAGAGAUGUAAAUCGAACGAUGGUGGUUCCGCCGUCUAUAUUUUGAAUUCCAGUUAUUUCGAGUGUGAGAGAUGUCGGUUCAUUCGCAAUUCAAGUCCAACAGGUUCAGGUGGUGCAAUUUCUUGUCUAAAUGCAAUAUUAUUUAUUAGAGAUUCAUUGUUUCAAGUUAAUUCAGUAAGACAAAACGGAGGAGCGAUUGCACUUGGAUUCUCAAUAUGUCGAAUACACAAUACAAAGUUUAUAAGUAAUGCAUCUUCCAAUGGCAAAGGCGGUGCACUCUACAAUUCAUUUGGCAAUAUGACACUGUCCUACAGUCAAUUCUACUAUAAUAUUGCACCUACUUCUGGUGCUGUUGAUUUAAAUGGUCUUGGUAAUAGAAUCAUCAAUUGUUUAUUCAUAAGGAAUCAUGCCAAUGUAGGAGGUGCUCUCGGUUCUUAUUAUCUAACCUAUUUGAAAGCUUUCAAUUUGCGAUUCUCUCAUAACACUGCGAAUCUUACGAGUGGUGCUGUAUUCGUUGCAACUGAAUCAAUUGGAAGCUUCUCAGUAUGUAUAUUCAAUGGAAACUAUGCACCUAACAGUGGUAUUCUAGAGAGUCACGCUUCACUGACGUUGAAUGUCGAACUAACGAUAUUUGCAAACUCAACACAACUUGUAAAUGCACAGAUUGCACUCUACGAUAGUUACAGUCGAUUCAGACUCAUCAAUUGUGCAUUCACCAACUUGACGGGUCCUGCUUUUCUAUCGGAUGCAAUGUCAGUUACACUAAUCUAUUAUUCUACAUUUACAAAUAUAAGUAAAACAAUAUUAUCAUUUGUACAUCAAGCUGCGCUGGCAAUGGCAGGUUGUACAUUUACAAACAAUACAGUGACCGACUCGAUUAUCUAUCAAGAGUUUAGUUCAGUAGCUGCCAUAUUCAAUUGCACGUUUGCCAACAACUCUGCACCAAACAUCAUUAGAACGUUCUACGAAUCACAUCUGUUGAUCUACAACAACAUCUUUGCCUUCAAUCAAGUUACCAAUGCCGUAAUCCUACUUAGAUUCGAAUAUCUAACGAUAGCACGUAGUAAUCAUUUCAUUUCAAAUAGAGGUAGUAAUAGAGGAUGUUGUUUUGAAGUAGAUCAAACAGGAUCGAUUCAAUCUUGUCUCUCAGAGUAUAGGAAUAACUCAUCGCCUUGGGGACCUAUCAUUUUCUUGACGGCAUCGAAUAUUAUGGGUCCGAGUGGAAAAUCGAUCAGUCUAACCGGUGAUCAAUUCAUCGAUAACUAUGCAAGUCAAUCCGGUAUCUUGUUUUACUACUAUCACAAUGUAACGAGUGCAAUCUACUAUAACAACAACUCUGAUACACUGUCGACCAACACCGACGUCUACAACACCUCAAAGUACAUACGUAGUGGCUACGAAUACUUUACCGUAACGAUGCCACAACAGAUCUACCCGUUUGAACUACUCAACAUAACGAUCGACGUCUACGACUACUUUGGCAAUCUGGUGGUUGGUCGUACCGAUCUUGCAUUCUUUGUGGUGCCAUGCAGCAAUAUCUACGUGGAGGGUCAGACAUCGGGUAUUCUAAACACCGAGGGUCAUGCUUAUAUUUCGGGCUUGCGAUUCUCUGCCAAUCCAGGUGACACCUGUAAUCUGACGUUCGUAUCGGUGCCGACCGGCUCGAUAUUCGGUCCGCUCAACUUCCCCAUUAGCUUUACGGCGUGUCCCAGUGGCAUGGUGCAUCUAAAGACCUACGUCUACUACUGCUUGACAAGCAUCAAUAUAUCGAUCAUUCCCAAGAUCAUCGUUGGUGUCAUCCUAUCUGGUUCUUUCUUCUUACAUAAAACAGAUUUUGUUUGUAGAAUACCUCUUAUAUUCUUACCACUAUCUAUCUUCUUGGUAACGAAUGCAGUGUUUGUUAAACAAUUCAGUAUGUGGAGAUUAGUAGAAGAUAUUGAAUACCUCAGAGAAACUAUUGUAGAGAAUAAGUAUCUAUUAAAGUUUGUUGCAUUUUUAAUGAUAUUCCCAUGUUUCCUUGUUUUAUUAAGUAAUAUUAUUCAUAAAACAAAAGCAUCGUAUUCAUAUGACUUUGCAAAGUUUAAUGCAAUCUAUUAUUGUCAAACCAAGAAUUUCUAUAUAUUCUUUAUUAUCUAUAUCAUCUAUCAGGCUAUCAUUCUGUUGUUUGGUUGUUACUUGGUCGUUAAACACAUCGAAGAGCAAGAGAAUAGCAUACAGAAGAACAAAGAGGUAUUACAGUUCUACAAUAUGUAUAUGGAUGACUCUGCCAGUCGCACCACCGAAGAUAGCAGCAGCAGUAGCGUCGAUAUGAAUCCCGAUUCAAGUGGUGUAUCUCACGAUGAAGACGAUGACGAUUACAUUGAUUUUAAUCAAAAUAUCAAUAACACCAACAACAACAAUAAUAAUAAUACAAAUAACAACAACAACAACAACAACAAUAACAACAACAACAACAAAUCAAAAAAGAAGAAUGAUAAACAACAACAACAGCAACAACAACAACAGUCAUCUUCAAGUGGUGGAAAACCACCAAUUGGUAAUAAUUCAUCUGCAACAAGUAGACUCAAUCAAAAGAGUGUCAGAGAAUUGACUGUUGCCGAUAUUGAAGCAAUCGUUGCCAAUGCUAAUAGAACAUCCUCUAAAAUGGAUGAUGAUGAUGAAGAUGAUUACCAUACAAAUAAUAAUAACAAUAAUAAUAAUAAUGGUGAAGAAGGAGAUGAUGAUAUGAUUGAUUUCAACGAACAUAUUAGACAUUUAGAUGAGACACACCAAAAGAAUGUAAGACCAAAAAAGAAAACAUCAGUACGUCAAACAAUCAAAGAACAACUACUAAGAAAUAGAAAAUCUAAUUCUGAACCAUCAACUCCACUAUCAAAUAAACAUUACUGA
Molecule: messenger RNA, 3393 nt
Organism: Heterostelium album PN500
Lineage: Eukaryota; Evosea; Eumycetozoa; Acytosteliales; Acytosteliaceae
Product: G-protein-coupled receptor family 3 protein 15
Exons: 13
Coding region: 1-3393 (1130 amino acids)
Biological process (GO): negative regulation of cell-cell adhesion
Cellular component (GO): plasma membrane
Source: RefSeq, a predicted model, not a curated record